GCGAUGCCAAAGACACCCCGCUGAGAGAGCAGGGCCUUGAGCAGAUUAAUCAAGCUCAAAUUCUAUUUACAACGGACCAUUUGCUUUGCCUACAACUCCACUGACAUUCAAAGGGCGAGUAUUUGCACAGAGCCCGUUUCUAAACCGCUGGGCUCCGUGACGGAUGUCGUGAGAGACGGAAUUUUAUACCAAACCCUGGGCUUGGGAACGGCUGUGUAUUUCAGCGCGCGGGACUCUGAAGAACGUGGAUUACAAUGUUAAGGAUUGCGGAGGCUUUGGCCACUCUGGUGGCGGCGUCUUUUAUGGUCGAAGGUGUAUUCGGUGGUUACGGGAUGAGCAUGUUUGCUGCGCAGACGUCUCCACCAGAUCCGUGCUACGACGAGAACGGUAACCCGAGAAGAUGCAUCCCGGAUUUCGUGAACUCCGCUUUCGGGAAGGAAGUGCGCGUGUCCAGCACCUGUGGAAAACCACCCUCUCGGUACUGUGUAGUGACCGAGAAAGGAGACGAGAAAAGUAGGAAUUGCCACACUUGUGACGCCGGCGACCCAAAGAAGUAUCAUCCACCAGCGUAUUUAACAGAUCUCAACAACCCGCAUAACCUCACUUGUUGGCAAUCGGAAAAUUACAUCCAGUACCCGCAAAACGUCACACUGACACUGUCUUUGGGUAAAAAAUUUGAAGUCACCUAUGUGAGCCUUCAGUUCUGUUCACCGCGACCCGAAUCUAUGGCCAUCUUUAAGUCGAUGGACUACGGGAAAUCCUGGGUUCCGUUCCAGUUCUAUUCUACCCAGUGUAGGAAGAUGUACAACAGACCAAAUAAGGCUGCAAUCACCAAGCAAAACGAACAAGAAGCAAUCUGCACUGACUCCCACACGGACAUGCAUCCCCUCUCCGGUGGUCUGAUAGCGUUCAGCACCCUGGAUGGCAGACCCUCAGCCCACGACUUUGACAACUCGCCGGUGCUACAGGACUGGGUGACGGCCACCGACAUCAAAGUAACUUUCAGCCGAUUACAUACUUUCGGGGACGAGAACGAGGACGACUCGGAGCUUGCGAGGGACUCCUAUUUCUAUGCGGUCUCGGACCUGCAGGUUGGCGGGCGAUGCAAAUGCAAUGGCCACGCGUCGAGGUGCGUGAAAGACCGGGACGGGAACCUUGUCUGCGAGUGCAGGCAUAACACUGCGGGGCCGGAGUGUGACAGAUGCAAACCGUUUCAUUAUGACCGGCCUUGGCAACGCGCAACUGCGAGAGAAGCAAACGAGUGUGUCGCCUGUAACUGCAACCUGCACGCCCGGCGCUGCCGCUUCAACAUGGAGCUGUACAAGCUGUCCGGCAGGAAGAGCGGCGGCGUCUGCCUCAACUGCCGCCACAACACCGCCGGGCGCCACUGCCACUACUGCAAGGAGGGCUUCUACAGGGACCUGGCCAAGCCCAUCUCCCACCGCAAGGCCUGCAGAGCGUGCGACUGCCACCCCGUGGGCGCCGCGGGCAAGACCUGCAACCAGACGACGGGCCAGUGCCCCUGCAAGGACGGCGUCACGGGCAUCACGUGCAACCGCUGCGCCAAGGGCUACCAGCAGAGCCGCUCCCCCAUCGCCCCCUGCAUCAAAAUUCCGGUUGCCCCUCCCACAACAACGGCAAGCAGUGCAGAGGAGCCUGCAGAUUGUGAUUCCUACUGCAAAGCCUCCAAGGGCAAACUGAAGAUCAACAUGAAGAAGUAUUGCAAGAAGGAUUACGCGGUCCAGGUGCACAUCCUGAAAGUGGACAAGGCGGGCGAGUGGUGGAAGUUCACCGUCAACGUCAUCUCCGUCUACAAGCAGGGCGCGAGCCGCAUCCGCCGCGGCGACCAGUUCCUGUGGGUGCGCGCCAAGGACGUGGCCUGCAGGUGCCCCAAGGUCAAGCCCGGGAAGAAGUACCUGCUGCUGGGCAACGACGACGACUCCCCCGACCAGAGCGGCGUGGUGGCCGACAAGGGCAGCCUGGUCAUCCAGUGGAGGGACACCUGGGCCCGGCGGCUGCGCAAGUUCCAGCAGCGUGAGAAGAAGGGCAAGUGCAAGAAGGCCUAAAUAAAAAAAAAAAAGUUUAAAAAAAAAAG
Molecule: messenger RNA, 2095 nt
Organism: Anguilla anguilla (European eel)
Lineage: Eukaryota; Metazoa; Chordata; Actinopteri; Anguilliformes; Anguillidae
Gene: ntn1a
Product: netrin 1a
Exons: 7
Coding region: 255-2066 (603 amino acids)
Molecular function (GO): protein binding
Source: RefSeq, a predicted model, not a curated record